CUCUGGGGGCUGUAGGGGGCGUCUACUAUCCCUCUUUCCUGGUUUUGGUGGGGAGAGACGUGGGAGACAAAUCCAUCUGUAUGCAGUUCACAGCGCUUCCGUCGGUCGGAGUAUCCUGCCGUUUUCUUCAGAAACUUGGAAUUUGGAAACUGUACGCGAUGGACGAAUGCUAAAAGCGCCUCAUGCCCCCUCCGUUUUGUUUCUUUUCCUUUAUAUUCUCCUUUCCUUAAAGGCGUUUCAAACGUCUUUGUCUCAGGAAACUAGCGCUUUACAGAAACAACGUCUUGAGAAGCAUCAUCAUGAGCGUACUGCCCCCUGUACGGAAAGACCGCAUAAUUGGCCAGCUUCCUAAGUGCUUCAGCAAAGGUGCUGCUUUGAACACAGAGGAUGAAUUUCACAGCAAGGUGAAGACGGCCUGUCAGCAGCAGAGGACAGGAACUGUGGGUAGGUUUAAGAUCUCCAAGGUCAUUGUAGUGGGUGAUCUGGCGGUGGGGAAAACCUGUUUGAUUAAUAGAUUUUGUAAAGAUGUCUUUGACAAAAAUUACAAGGCCACCAUUGGUGUGGACUUUGAAAUGGAGAGGUUUGAAGUUCUUGGGGUCCCUUUCAGUUUACAACUGUGGGACACUGCAGGACAGGAGAGAUUUAAAUGCAUUGCCUCUACAUACUACAGAGGAGCCCAGGCCGUAAUCAUUGUGUUUGAUUUGACUGAUGUGGCUUCACUGGAGCAUACAAGGCAAUGGCUGGAGGACGCAAUGAAAGAGAAUGAUCCUACCAGUGUAUUACUCUUCUUAAUUGGCACAAAGAAAGAUCUGAGUUCUCCUGCACAGUAUGCACUAAUUGAGCAGGACGCCAUUAAACUGGCAGAUCAGAUGAAAGCAGAGUACUGGGCUGUGUCCUCCUUGUCUGGGGAGAAUGUGAGAGAGUUUUUCUUCAGAGUGGCAUCUUUAACAUUUGAGGCCAAUGUACUGGCAGAACUGGAGAAAAGUGGAUCCAGACGUAUUGGGGAAGUUGUUCAAAUCAACAGCAACUCAAAUAACCUGUAUGCAACUUCCAAGAAGAAACAGACCAACUGUUGUCAGUAAAAACUGGCCUUGUAAAAAUGCAAACAUUUGCACCAACAUAUAAUGGUACCAAAGCAAAACAUACACACAAAU
This is a messenger RNA of Onychostoma macrolepis, 1154 nucleotides long. It is a transcript of the gene rab34a, whose product is annotated as RAB34, member RAS oncogene family a. Gene Ontology annotation, molecular function: GTPase activity; GTP binding. The transcript is spliced from 11 exons. The record is from RefSeq and is a predicted model, not a curated record. Bases 300 to 1082 code for a protein of 260 amino acids. Lineage: Eukaryota; Metazoa; Chordata; Actinopteri; Cypriniformes; Cyprinidae. Gene Ontology annotation, biological process: phagosome-lysosome fusion; endocytosis.